This is a messenger RNA of Dioscorea cayenensis subsp. rotundata (Guinea yam), 2257 nucleotides long. Its product is annotated as probable inactive receptor kinase At2g26730. Gene Ontology annotation, molecular function: ATP binding; protein kinase activity; protein binding. The record is from RefSeq and is a predicted model, not a curated record. Lineage: Eukaryota; Viridiplantae; Streptophyta; Magnoliopsida; Dioscoreales; Dioscoreaceae. Gene Ontology annotation, biological process: protein phosphorylation. The coding region runs from base 136 to 2043 and encodes 635 amino acids. The transcript has 2 exons.
GACUCAUCGAGACCUGCAAACAAAAAGCUCACUUCCCUCGUGACUUCCCUUCCCUCGUUGUCCCUCAAUGCUUUCUCCCUCUCCUGCUCUUCCCAAACCGAGUCACUGAGUCAUCCAGCCGAGCUGAACUCGGCGAUGGCUCACACUCUCUUAUCAACACUAGUGUUCCUUGUCCUUAUCCGAGUCAGCUCAGCCGAGCUGGCUCGGGACCGCGCCGCGCUUCAAGACUUCAUCGCCAAGACACCGCACGAGGGCCGUCUCCGAUGGAACUCAACGGUGCCCACGUGCGAAUGGACGGGGGUCACGUGCGACGCUAACGGCUCUUCCGUCAUUGCUCUCCGUCUCCCCGGCGUCGGUCUCGUCGGCGUCCUCCCGGCCGGGACCUUAGCACGUCUCUCCUCCCUCCGUGUCCUCUCCCUCCGCGCUAAUCGUCUCUCUGGCGCUCUUCCCGAUGACUUCUCCUCACUCGUCUCGCUCCGCCACUUGUACUUGCAGGAAAAUCUCCUCUCCGGCGAGUUCCCCGCAGUGAUACCCAAGCUUGUGGGACUCACCCGGCUGGAUCUCUCCGGCAAUGGCUUCUCCGGCCAGAUUCCGUUCGCCGUAAACAAUCUCACCCAGCUCACUGGCCUGUUCCUUGAACGUAAUCGCUUCUCCGGCACCCUUCCCAAUAUCGCGAUUCAAACCUUAAACGCUUUCAACGUCUCUUAUAACCAUCUCAACGGAUCCAUUCCCGAAACCCUAGCGGACUUCCCGGCGUCCUCCUUCACCGGAAACAUACAACUCUGCGGCGGCCCAUUGCAGCCCUGCGAGCGCCCUUUCUUCCAAUCUCCAUCGCCGGCUCCAACUGCUACUAGAACGAGAUCAUUCAGCAGCCGGAAGCUAUCCACGGCGGCAAUCAUAGUCAUCGCGACAGCUUCAGCGGCAGUGGUGUCCGCUCUACUACUGAUGAUGAUCUGGUGCGCGAUGAGGAGGAGGGAGGAGAAGGGGAAGCCACCGAAAGCGCCGGAGAGUGUGGUUGCGAGGGGAGUGGACCCGAUGGGGACGGCAUCGUCGUCAUCGAAGGAUAUGGGAAGUGGGGUGGGGGAAGCGGAUCGGAACCGGUUAGUGUUCGUCGGAGAAGGAGGGGGGUAUAGCUUCGAUCUGGAGGAUCUCCUCCGGGCGUCGGCGGAGGUGCUCGGAAAGGGGAGCGUGGGGACGUCAUACAAGGCUGUGCUGGAGGAGGGGACGACAGUGGUGGUGAAGAGGCUCAAGGACGUGGCGGCGAGCCGGAAAGAGUUCGAGGGACACGUGGAGGCCUUAGGGAGGGUGGCGGUUCACGCCAACGUACUACCCCUCCGAGCAUACUACUACUCCAAAGAUGAGAAGCUCGUCGUCUACGACCACCUCCCCGCCGGUUGCCUCGCCGGCGUCAUCCACGGGACUAGAGGCUCUGGCCGGACGCCGCUGGAUUGGGACGGACGGCUGCAGGUGGCCUUGGCUGUAGGUCGUGGACUAUCUCACCUCCACAACUCAGCCAAGAUCCCCCAUGGCAACAUCAAGGCCAACAACAUCCUCCUCCGUGACAACCCUUCAUCCGCCGUCCUCUCUGACUUCGGUCUCACCCCACUCUUUAGCUCUGCGGCGCCACCUCCUACCCGUGUUGCCGGAUACCGUGCGCCAGAAGUGAUUGAGACUCGUCGAGCUACGUUCAAGUCUGAUGUGUACAGCUACGGUGUGUUGCUGUUGGAGCUCCUGACGGGGCGGGCACCAAACCAGACAACAAUUGGGUCCGAAGAAGGCAUUGAUUUGCCACGGUGGGUGCAGUCUGUGGUGCGGGAGGAAUGGACGGCUGAGGUGUUUGAUGCAGAGCUAAUGCGGUCUCCCGGUGUUGAGGAAGAGAUGGUGCAACUGCUCCAGAUUGCAAUGGCUUGCGUUGCCACCAUGCCAGAGUCCCGGCCGGAGAUCGGUGAGGUGGUGAAGAUGAUCGAAGAGAUUGUCAGCCGAUCAGAGCCAACGCCGCCAUCUGAUGAUCAAGAGGUUACCGAAGGAGUCAGCUUGAGCUGAAGGUUACUGAUGGGGGAAGGGAAUAGUUUAGAUUCAAAUUGUGCAUUAUGUUAUUUAUUUAGUAGUGGCAGUUUUUUUUUUUCUUUUUCCCUUUUUUUUGUCACGAUCUGAUUUAAUUUGGGGGUGGGCAAUUGGCAGAGGGGCUUGACGUCCAUGUAUUCAAUCGCUUAUUGGAAAUCAAUUUAUCAAGUGUUUGCAAUAUUUUGUUUCUGAA